Poecilia reticulata (guppy) is the source of this 6995-nucleotide messenger RNA. Its product is annotated as G-protein coupled receptor 22-like. Gene Ontology annotation, cellular component: plasma membrane. Gene Ontology annotation, biological process: G protein-coupled receptor signaling pathway; cellular response to hormone stimulus. Lineage: Eukaryota; Metazoa; Chordata; Actinopteri; Cyprinodontiformes; Poeciliidae. The record is from RefSeq and is a predicted model, not a curated record. Gene Ontology annotation, molecular function: peptide binding; G protein-coupled receptor activity.
GAGAGAGGGGGAGCAAGGAUGAGAGGGAGGAGGAGGAGAGCGAGAGAGUGGGAGAUGCAGAGAUACCGGGAGUGUGAUGGUUUGCACUCUAAUCCAGAGGAAGCAUAACAGAGUUAGUUUGAUGUAGAUUAUUCACGCAGUCUAAACUGAUGACAAAAAUGAAGACAAGAGGAAGAAACAGAAAUGUCACAUUUAUCCAUGAAGGACAACUCUUUGCUGGACUUCUUCUAAAUGGGGCGCAUGAAGAAAACACUGAAGACUCUUGGCUGCUCAAAGAAAACCAGGUGUGAUUCCUUUAGUGCUCCCUGAAAUGAACCAGAAUCAUCAGCAGUCGACCUGCAGCUGUUUUGCAGCGAUGGGAGGAGAGGAUACGGUGUGGUGACCGGAGCGGCUCUGGAGCCUCUGUUUACUCCACAUGGUUACUGUAAUCCACAGACAUACAAAUGAAGGAUAUACAGAUGACAUCCUGCCCCGCGAUUUCAAAUUGAUGUCAGAGAUUGCUGCUCUCUGGCUGAAGAAGCGACUUCCAUUGCUCCAUGAUAAUGACCUUCUCAUAGACCGCUGAAUCCAGCCACAAUGCGUCCACUCACCGGCGAUCGCAUGUGUCAUGGUAAUUGGACAUCCAUGUGGCGGCUAAGUCUCCCAUGAUUUAGGGUGCUGCCUGUCGAGGGGAAAACUGGAGGCCUGAGCGUGGUUCACAAGUCAACGUUGGCUGGAGCCAGAAGAACAAAGACUGGUGUGAAGGCUGGAGAGUGAAGGCCUCGUCCAUUAGAGCUCCCUGGGGAGGCAGAGGCCUCGACACCGUCUGGAUGUACUGUCCUAUUCCCGACACACUCUGAGCACCACCUUGCUGCAUACUGGGGAACAAACAACACACUGACAGCUCUUUCCUUUUGGAGUUUAUCCCAACGUUUGGAAGCAGUUUACCACAUUUACGCGUCUAAGACACGUAUCGUUAUCCGUAAGCCGGAAUAAAAACAGAGAAGGAAAAAGAAAAGCACACAUCUGGGUGCUUCGUGAGUUACAUAUUCCAGUACUGUGCUAAAGAAGACUUUUUAAAAAAAGUGUUUUCUUGGUUGGCUUGAAUCGCUUCAAAUUGGGAAUAUAAUAUUUUAAACAGAGGAAUCCUCUGACAUCUUACGCUUUUUUUUCCAACUGAUUUGUCAAUGCUUACAUCUUCCUCAAAGCAAGCCUUCACUGACGAUAGCUCUUGCUCUUUGGCCGUGGAGCUCAGGCGAAAAAAGCUGGGAUUUUUGGCGAGACACUCAGGUGCUUUUGUGCACCUCUGGGAUGGAGUGAAAGGAAAAGCCUUGCUGGGGGGGCUCUGCUAGAGCGGAAACGUUUCCACCGGCUAUGUUUGGAUGUGAUGCGUCUCUCUGUGGAUCUAGCAUGGACUGCCUGCUCUGACUACACAGUCCUGGUGUUCAGAUAGUUCUGGAGCGAAAGGAUAAUGCAUAUUUUUCCCUGCCGACAAAAAGAAGCCACCAUGAGCAACGUCACGGUCACAGACAACACUGAGCCCAUCAGCAGUGCCAUGAGUCCGGCGGCCCCCGACCCGUACCCUUACCCCGUUAGCUUUCAGAUCUCCCUGACGGGCUUCCUGAUGCUGGAAAUUCUGCUGGGUCUGAGCUCCAACCUCACAGUGCUUGCACUUUACUGUAUGAAGUCCAAUCUCAUUAGUUCCGUCAGCAACAUCGUCACCAUGAACCUUCAUGUGCUGGACGUGCUGAUCUGUGUGUGCUGUAUCCCCUUAACAAUUGUGGUGGUGCUUCUCUCGCUGGAAAGAGACAUGGCCCUCGUCUGCUGUUUCCACGAGGCCUGCGUCUCCUUCGCAAGCGUUGCCACUGCUGCUAACGUGCUCGCCAUCACCCUCGAUCGCUAUGACAUCUCUGUGAAACCGGCCAACAGGGUGCUGACCAUGGGUCGUGCGCUGGCACUGCUGGCUUCGAUUUGGGUGCUGUCCUUUGCUAGUUUUCUUGUUCCCUUUAUCGAAGUGGGMUUCUUCGCUCACGACCMCGCUGAGCUGAACCAGACGGCGGUGGAGAACGGGGCCCUCAGCAACAACGAGUACUACACCGAACCCGGCCUCUAUUAUCACUUGCUAGCUCAGAUCCCUAUUUUCUUCUUUACGGCAAUUGUUAUGCUAAUCACCUACUCGAAGAUCCUGCAGGCACUCAACAUUCGCAUCGGCACACGUUUCCACGCGUCACAGAAGAAAAAGGCUCGCAGGAAAAAGCGUCCGUCCAUGACGGCCAUGUCAACGCAACAGGAGGCCACGGACGCGUCCCAGAGCAGCACCAGCCGCAAUCCCACGCUGGGCAUGCGAACGUCCGUCUCCGUCAUCAUUGCCCUGCGGCGGGCUGUGAAGCGCCACAGAGAGAGGCGAGAACGCCAAAAGAGGGUCUUCAGGAUGUCCCUGCUGAUCGUGUCCACCUUCCUGCUGUGCUGGACGCCGAUCACGGUUCUCAACACGGUCAUCCUGAGCGUGGGCCCCAGUAACCUCAUGGUGCGGUUGAGACUCGGCUUCCUGGUGAUGGCGUACGGGACCACCAUCUUUCACCCGCUGCUCUACGCCUUUACGAGGCAGAAGUUCCAGAAGGUCCUGAAAAGCAAGAUGAAAAAGCGUGUGGUGUCGAUCAUCGAGGCCGAUCCCACGCCCAACAACGCAAUCAUUCACAACUCCUGGAUUGACCCAAAGAGGAACAAAAAGGUGACGUUCGAGGACAAAGACGCGCAGCUGAAAUGUCUUUCGUCUGAAGAUGUGGAGUGAAGAAGCUUGUCACGUUAAGGUGAAACGCAGCCAAAGCAGCUAAAAGUGACUUCAAGCCAUCAUGAAAAAGGGAAAAUUGUAUUCCAAAGCAGUAAUGUAAAAUACGAUGUGCAAUAUGAUGUACAAAUGUAGAAGGUGGAUAAUUUAUUACUAUUUAUUGAGAAUUGAGGUAAGUUUCAUAGAUGUAUUAUUGUACUGUAGAUAUUGCAUGGCCUUUUGUAACAGCAGCAACAACACAUUAUGUACAUACAGUUACAUGUACAGAACAGGUUAAACGAGAUAUUUAAAUAGAGAGAGACGUAGGAAUUGUUAUGUAAACGUAUGUUUAUAAUAAAUUUUGUGCUCACAUCUAGUGCAGCUUCCUAUUCUCCGCUCCCUCAGGAAAGAUGUUUGUGAAUCGGUAACAGCUGUGAGAUUACACGCAUUUAUCUUGUUGCCACUUUUCUUUGACACCAGUCCCGGCGGUCUCCGGCGACCGCUAACCUUAUUGCUCGGGAGCGUUUGAGAAGAAGGCCCUUACACUGAAAUUUGACAAUAAAUACAAGGCAGCAAACAAAGACAGGUCAUAUGCAGUGCAGGUGAGAAGUGUACGUACAUCACAGGCAUGAAUAUGUUCAAGAUACAAGACGUGGUGAAAUGAUGGCGCAACAGACAACAAGGAUUUCUAAAGACUAGAUUUGGGAGUACAUGUUUGAAUUUAUGUUUGAACUUCCUGUCAUCCAGAAAAAUGAUGUACUGAGGGGAAAAAAAUUCUCUACUGUAGUUUUGUGGAAUUGUAUUUUUGCAAGUUUUAGAAAAAAACACAUGCUUCUUAAAGCUAUGAGAUUCAAUUCUUGAUUUAUCAGCCUUGAAAGACCUAAUUUAAAUGGGAUUCUUUCCAGUUGUAUUUUUUUUUAGAGAGAGAGGUCUGGGUAAUUUUCAAAGCUUGUAUUUUUUAUUUUUUUAGAGAUGUCUGGGUAAUUUUCUAAGCUUAAUAUUUGCCUGUUUUUUUUCUCCCAUUCCAACACCAGUUUUAAAAUGUGACCAUUAUCCUUUUGGAUCACCGUUUUGUGUUCAAGGUUCAACCUGAUGGCCCUAAUUGGCGCCGAGGCUCGACGCUAUUGUAAACAGGAAGUUGCUGGAACAGCUGUCCCUCUGUCCACCGUGAGGACAGUUUCAUUUCAACAUUGACUGAGAGAGUGCUGACCAAGACAAAAGCUUCUGCUCUAAAAUUAGCACCUUUAAUCUUGGAUCAAAUGUACAGCUGCCAGUGCAGGCUGUCCCUGCGCCCUCUGUAAAACUGAAUACAAUAAAAUGAGACAAACAUUAAGUUAUUUGGCUGCAGUGACAGGCACUUUCUUUAGGGUCAAGGUUGAGGCUUUCAAAACCUGAGAACACUGUGCAACCUGCCAAGGACAGCGGCUGUAGCGUUAUGUCUGAUGUCUGUUUUUGCAGCACAAAAUGGAUGCUGCGAGGAAAAAGUCAGACGACUCCCAAAUUCUUCACCUUCCCCUCAAAUUAACACCUGGUCGGUCGAAAAUUUAGAUUCAAACUUGGAACAACAAUCGCAGUUUCACAGUAAAACUGGUUUGGAGUGAAUGAAGCUUUUUAUUUAAAUAGUCGCUUCCUUUAAACCCUUUGAAAACAUGUGGACUGCACUUAAACAGCUGGAUUUAUGCCAGGAUGACGACACAUAUGAAUGAGCUCUUCCUGUUCUACUAAGAGCCCUGGCCAAAUAUCGUGAAUUAUCCCAGAGCUUUUGCUUAUCGUGAGAAGAGGUCUGUGCUUUUUCCACAAUUUCAUAAAGAGAACUUAACUAAAUACAAGUGAAGGUGAACGCAUAUAUUUUAACCUCAAUGUAUAAUUUGACCUCCUGUUGGAUAAGAGGUGAUGUGUAAUAAUUUAAAUUUGGUGCAACCUGCUUACGUUUCUAAAAGUCCCAGAAGCAUCAAAAGUAAAGAAUGGUUCAAACAAGCCAAUAAAAGCCCUCAAUUAGUACAUGAGUACCGUACACAGAGGAGAGAAGGGGAUGUUGGUUUUGAAAUGAAAGAAGAAAAAAACAUGCUCAGGAAGUACUGUUCACAGUUCGCCAUUUGCACACACAUUCCACAGACACAACAGAGCGCCAUGCUUCUCGUCAUCCUGGCUGACAUAAACCAGAUGUAAUCUCGUUCUGGUCUGCCUCUUCUUUUUUUUUUUUUCCUGCCAUUGAUUUUUUGUCACUGAAAAAGCUAUCAUAGCCUAAUUUUAAGAUGAUGAAAUGAGUGUAACACGAGGUAGAGAUGAGACUGUGACGGUUUAAAUUAAAACAAAGAUUUCAAAGAGAAUUUAAAAAAUGUUUAUUACUCGCCUUCUGCUGUAAUAAAGUACUUUGCUGCCCGCAUGAGGCUAGUAAUGCAUGCUUUUUAUCAUAUGUCAACGAAGGAGGCAGCACAGUUGUUCUCCCUGAGUUAUUGCAGCUUUGUAUUUUGGUCUUAGUGACAGGCUCGCCCUAAAUAGGCGGAAAUAUUCUAUCCAUACAGCUGCAGAAGAGUUUCAGAAGAGAAAAAAAAGAAACCGUGUGCUUUAACAGUAAAUCUAGAUGCAGGGUUACAUACAAUUUCUCGUUUUUUGGUUAUCAUAUGAAUACGAUAGGCAUCCUUCAUUUUGUCCUCAGGUCAAGAAUCAUUUUCUUUGUGAAGUCCAUAUAGAAUUCUCAUGCAUACAAAAAAAAAGCUACCCACAAUGCACGCUGCCUCCUCUCUUCAUCUCCUUAAUGAACCUAUUACAUGUGCACCUUUGCUGUCUCACAUAUGGCAGAAAAUCGAGGAGCCCUUUUCAAUCCACAAAGCACGAAGCUGUUGGCUACCAGACUGAUUGCACAGCCUCAAUCAAAUGCGUGUCUGGCUGUCAGCGUCUGGUUAGUGGCACGGCGGACAAAAUUGAUGUGGGAAUAUUGAGGCAGGCAAGGGAUCCUUAUGGGCCCGCUUUAAAGCGGCAGCCAGGAUGCCACGGUGCCUUAAGGGCACAUCUGAUCGAGAGAGAAGAUGGGAUCAGAGCCAGCAACAGAUUAGCCGGCAGAAGAGGGAAACUGACCUAUAAAGAUGAAUAUUUAUACAGCACUCAGGAUAUUUUAGAUUGUAGCGUCAACGGCGGAGGGUUGCAACUUUUUGCAACUUUUUGCAGUUUUUGAAUUCUGCAACAUUGCUCUCUAACUGGGGCGGGAUGCCCCAGAGGUAGCCUCUAAAAAAGGGGGGCGCCAUCUGCCGCAGGCGUCGAUUCGAACCCACCUGGGGGACGUUUCACAGCUACUCUGACAACUAACGUUUUCAAGUCAUUUUCUAAAAUGUGACUCCAGUAAAUAAUACCAACCAACAGGAAGUCAUUUCCAGUGAUUCUGGUUUGGUGCAGAGUAAUAGUGAUAUUUCAGGAGAGCUAUGAGGGUUCGCGACAGGAUCAAAACUCAAAUGUUGUAUCAUGAAACAUUGUUGGACAGUAAUGUGGAAUUUGGUUAAAUUAUGUUUCAUUUAUAAAUUAGCUGCUUAACAAUAAAGCAAUAUACAUAAUGAAGUUGUUUAUGGGUAAGAAAUGCAAGUCUAAUGUGAUGAAACUCCACACCACAGGGGCAAAAUGGAGGUACAAAUUACCAUUAAUUAAUCCUGUGAUCUGUUGCUGAGUAUUAUUAAAUAAAUUCACUGUAAAGUCUAAAUUAUAUUUAAUUACUGCCAAUUGUAUAUCCCCUCAGGAGUAAAUAAAUUACAGCUCUUCUCAAAUGCUAGGUACUAUUAAGCUUUGUUAUUAUCAUACAAAAAUAUCUGUUAAAAAUAAAUCUGUAGUUAAUUAACGGCUGCUUGAUUUUGAGCUCUGGACGGUACAACGUAGACAAAAACACUAUUAUAUUGAAUUCAUUUAGAGCUUGCUUCGUCCAGGCAGUGUGUCUGAUCCAUCGCUUUAUGGUCAAUCCUUCAAGAAGUGGUCCGCAAAGUUGGGGUAAAAAUACCGUCGUUUGCUCUUGCAAUGAUCUUCAGACAUGAAAUUGAACUUAAAAAAUGUUACAGCAGAUUUUAGCAUAUUUUCUUCCAAACAUUUGGAUGCUUUUGAUAAAAGAUUGUUGAGGAUGUUUGUAUUUUCAUUAUGUCUUUUUUUUUUUAAAAUCAGGUUUCCAUCAGUGUCUCCACUUCCACUGUCUGUUUUUUGGUAGUCAGAUGGUUCAGGCUUUGGAUCCACUGACGUUGCAAAAAUAAACAAACUGCAUGAAGCAAAAUCA